Molecule: messenger RNA, 3748 nt
Organism: Platichthys flesus (European flounder)
Lineage: Eukaryota; Metazoa; Chordata; Actinopteri; Pleuronectiformes; Pleuronectidae
Gene: clcn7
Product: chloride channel 7
Exons: 25
Coding region: 103-2505 (800 amino acids)
Biological process (GO): chloride transport; transmembrane transport
Cellular component (GO): intracellular membrane-bounded organelle; lysosomal membrane
Molecular function (GO): voltage-gated chloride channel activity
Source: RefSeq, a predicted model, not a curated record
GCAGGAGUGACUGAUCAGCUGGAGGAGGAUAACAACAGCAGCGGCAGCAGGCGCGGACAUUAAUGAAGUAAACUCCGUGGGUGGGGGGGAGGCGCCGCCGCCAUGGCCAACAUCACCAAGAAAGUGUCGUGGUCCAGCCGGGCCGACGAGUCCGGGGCCACCGGGGAGAGAACCCCGCUGCUCAACGGCUCCGAGCAGCAGAACUCCCUCUCCAGACAGCCGUCUGAAGGGGGCAGUGUAUUUCAGAUAGGCAGACUCAGCACAGUGGAUUUGGAGGAGGAGAUAACGUCAGACGAGGAGUCUCUAAGAGGGCGACCCAAAGAGAUCCCUCACACCGAGAAGCUACUGUCUCUUAAAUAUGAGAGUCUGGACUAUGAUAACAUUGAAAACCAGCUGUUUCUGGAGGAGGAGAGAAGGAUGAGUUACAUGGGUUUCCGGUGUCUGGAGAUCAGUCGCUGGUUUGUCUGCGGCCUCAUCGGCUUCCUCACCGGCCUCAUCGCCUGUUUCAUAGACAUUGCGGUGGAGCAGCUGGCUGGGAUCAAAUACCAAGUGGUCAAAACAAACAUCGAAAAGUUUACAGAGGCAGGCGGCCUGUCCAUCUCCCUCCUGCUCUGGGCCUUCCUCAACUCUGCCAUCGUCAUGUUGGGGGCCAUCAUGGUUGCGUUUUUUGAGCCCAUAGCAGCAGGAAGUGGUAUACCCCAGAUAAAAUGUUACCUGAAUGGCAUCAAGAUUCCCAGGGUGGUACGACUCAAGACCCUGGUGGUGAAAGUCUGCGGAGUUAUUUGUUCUGUGGUUGGCGGCCUGGCUGUCGGAAAGGAAGGGCCCAUGAUUCAUUCGGGUGCUGUUGUAGCUGCAGGCGUCUCCCAGGGCAGGAGUACGUCUCUAAAGAGAGACUUCAAGAUGUUUGAAUACUUCCGGAGAGACACAGAAAAAAGAGACUUUGUUUCUGCCGGAGCUGCCGCCGGAGUUUCAGCUGCCUUCGGGGCACCAGUCGGUGGCGUUCUGUUCUCUCUGGAGGAGGGAGCUUCCUUCUGGAACCAGAUGCUGACAUGGAGGAUAUUUUUUGCCUCCAUGAUUUCCACCUUCACCCUGAACUUCUUCCUCAGCAUCUAUCACAACAAAACCGGAGACCUUUCCAGCCCUGGUCUCAUCAACUUCGGUCGCUUUCAGGGUGACAGUGUGGCCUAUAAUCUCUAUGAGAUUCCACUGUUCAUCAUCAUGGGAGCUAUAGGUGGUUUGCUCGGAGCUCUGUUCAAUAUCCUCAACUACUGGUUGACCAUCUUCAGGAUCAGGUACGUCCAUCGCCCUUGUUUGCAAGUGAUGGAGGCCAUGUUGGUUGCUGCUGUGACCGCGGCAGUGUCAUUCACUAUGAUCUACUUCUCCAACGACUGUCAGCCUCUGGGGCCCGAGCACAAUGAGGAGUACCCACUGCAGUUGUUCUGUGCAGAUGGAGAGUACAACUCCAUGGCAACAGCCUUCUUCAACACUCCUGAGAGAAGCGUCCGCAGUCUCUUUCACAACCAGCCAGGGAGCUAUAAUCCUUUGACUCUGGGCCUGUUCACUCUGACCUAUUUCUUCUUGGCGUGUUGGACGUAUGGCCUGGCAGUGUCGGCCGGCGUCUUCAUCCCGUCUCUGCUCAUCGGAGCCGCCUGGGGGAGACUGUUUGGAAUCCUGCUGGCCUCCAUUCCCUCCAACGGCUCGAUCUGGGCGGACCCGGGUAAAUACGCCUUAAUUGGAGCUGCAGCUCAGUUAGGCGGCAUCGUGAGAAUGACUCUCAGUCUGACCGUCAUCAUGGUGGAGGCUACGGGGAAUGUCACAUACGGCCUUCCCAUCAUGCUCGUCCUCAUGACCGCCAAGAUAGUGGGAGAUUAUUUUGUCGAGGGUCUGUACGACAUCCACAUCAAGCUGCAGAGUGUUCCCUUCCUGCACUGGGAUGCUCCUGCUACGUCCCACUGGCUGACUGCGAGGGAGGUGAUGAGUGCUCCGGUGACCUGUUUGAACCGGAUAGAGAAGGUGGGAACCAUCGUGGACACCCUGAGCAACACGUCCACCAAUCACAACGGCUUCCCCGUCGUCGUGCAGGUUUCUGGGACUGAUGAGCCAGCAAAGCUCUGCGGGCUCAUCCUCCGCUCUCAGCUCAUCGUUCUCCUCAAGCACAAGGUGUUUGUGGAGUUGGCCCGGUCCCGGCUGACCCACAGGAAGCUCCAGUUGAAGGACUUCAGAGACGCCUACCCCCGCUUCCCCCCGAUCCAGAGCAUCCAUGUCUCCCAGGACGAGAGGGAGUGUAUGAUGGACCUCACAGAGUUCAUGAACGCCACACCCUACACAGUACCACAGGAAACGUCUCUGCCUCGUGUGUUCAAGUUGUUCAGAGCCCUGGGACUCAGACACCUGGUGGUCGCGGAUGAUGAGAACAGGGUGGUGGGACUGGUGACCAGGAAAGACUUGGCCAGGUAUCACCUCGGCAAACAUGGGCUAGAGGAACUUCAACUGGCCCAGACAUAGUACACACACACUCACAAACACACACUCUCACACACACAGACACACACACCCAUGAACUGUUAUCACCUGAUGCCUGAAGCUGUUGAGCCCCAGCUAUGCAGAGAACAUCUCUGAGGGGGAGUUCCUCCAUGAAAGCAAAGAAGAUUCAUAAGGUUUCAUUGACCGGAUUCAAGACUUUUCACCAACAAAGUCAAAUAGAUUCAAUCAACAAUAAAAUAAAAAGCUGUUAAUCAUAACAGUAAAUGAUAAUAAUGACAAUAAUUUUGAGCUACACCAGAUGAGGGAAGUCGGUUUCAUCUUAGUUAACUUGUAAAUGGAAAACCUUGUGUUCUUACUCCUCAACAUCAGAAACAGCUGAUUGUUCAACCGCUCAUGAAGUAAUAUUGUUCUGGAACAGUGACAUCUACACAUUCAUUAAUUAUGUUUUUUAAAUGAUUACACAUUUGACUUGUCUUGCCGUUGAACUGAGCAGGACAUUGAAACUGGUUUGCUUUAGAAAAACCUGAUUUGAGCGAGAGUGCUCGUCCCCAUUUGAGGUUUUUUCUCUGACAAUGUUUGCAAAUUUAGUAUUUUCCAAUUUCUUUGUGUAGUUUUGCACUGAAAAAAAAAGUUAUUUAUUGUUGACGUUGAUUGCUUGUUUUAUUUUGUAAGUUUGGGAGAAUGUUUAGGUUUUACAUCACAGGAGGGAGAGGAGACGCUUGUCUGAUUGGCUAAGUGAUGCAGAGUUCUGAAGAGAUGGUUCUGUUAAUAAAUGUGGAUCCUCCUCGUUCUUCUUCACUGAGCUCACACAAAUAUAAUAUGAUGUGCGUUAUUGACGGUAAAAAUCGUUUGGUACGAAAACGUUUUUUUUUGUUGUCUCCACCAAAUGUUUCCACCUCCUGCUGAAAUAUUGUAUUGGCAAAAAAAUACUUUCAAGUGUGCCUGAUGAAGAUCUCCAUAUCUAUGAAUGUAAAACUUUGUUUACCACACAUCUUCUCUUUGAACUCUUCGAUUAAUCGUUGCGUUACCUGGUCAGUGUACGGCACAAAAUAUUCAGAUUUCAUAAUUAUUUUAUAAAUUUGUGCGUCCAUCAUUUCAACUGCCAGUGUUGUUCUUUGAGUUUCCUUUCAUCCCUGUCACACUUUUGUUUCCUUUGUCGUCUUUUUCUUUUUCUUGUUCCUGACUUUAGUAUUUUGACGAUGCUCUAUUUUGUAACCACUGGAUAAGCCUUUUGUGAAUUAAUAAAGUUGAAAUGUAUCUAUUG